Messenger RNA from Lycium ferocissimum, 1275 nucleotides. RefSeq names its product transcription factor JUNGBRUNNEN 1-like. Gene Ontology annotation, molecular function: DNA binding. The coding region runs from base 142 to 1107 and encodes 321 amino acids. The transcript has 3 exons. The record is from RefSeq and is a predicted model, not a curated record. Gene Ontology annotation, biological process: regulation of DNA-templated transcription. NCBI's taxonomy places the organism in Eukaryota, Viridiplantae, Streptophyta, Magnoliopsida, Solanales, Solanaceae.
AAACGAUACCAUCCUUGUAUAUCAUUCUCCUUCUAUAUUUUGUCCCUCUCUUUGUUUAAUUAAGUUUCAUUUCAUUUUUGUUUUUUUGGGAGAAAUCAGUAGUCAUCAAUAUAUAACAUAUUAUAUGAUAUCCAUGGUUCCAUGCAUGUAAUUGAGUGUAAGAGGAAUAAUGGAGUGAAAAAAGUGCAAGAAAAGAGUGAAAUUAUGGAAGUGGAAGAUAUGGCUGCUGCAAAUAAAACUUCCAAAGAGGACAAUGAAGAAGAUAUAAUUCUUCCAGGAUUUCGAUUUCAUCCAACUGAUGAAGAGCUUGUUGGGUUUUAUCUACGACGCAAAGUGGAAAAUAAAAGAAUCAACAUCGAACUCAUAAAGCAGAUUGACAUCUACAAAUAUGAUCCUUGGGAUCUUCCAAAGGUGAGCACAGUGGGGGAUAAAGAAUGGUAUUAUUUCUGCAUGAGGGGAAGAAAAUACAAGAACAGUGUAAGACCAAAUAGAGUAACAAGAUCUGGAUUUUGGAAAGCAACUGGGAUUGAUAAGCCUGUUUAUUCUACUACGUCCAAAUCACACAUUGGCCUCAAGAAAUGCCUAGUAUAUUAUAGAGGAAGUGCUGGCAAAGGCACAAAAACUGAUUGGAUGUUGCAUGAGUUUCGCCUCCCACCAACUUCCAACCUCCACCUGCCCAAUACUCACCAAGCUGAAGUUUGGACCCUAUGUAGAAUAUUCAAGAGGACUUCCAAUUACAAGAAACACACACAAGAAGUGAAGCAUCCUGUGGUUUCACUAAGCUAUGGUGAUGCAAGUUCUAAAGCAUGUAGCCUGGAAUCUGAGAACAGUACUGAUGACCAAUCUACCACCUUUAAAGAUAUGUCUUUUCAACAAGAAAAUUAUAAUGCAACAAUUGGUGACAAUCAAAUGGAUGAAAGAAACUCUCAUUUCUAUAUCAGCCAACAAAAUCUAAUCUCUCAGUCUCCAUUCACAUCAUCAAGUUCAAGCUUUUGGAACACAAAUAGUCACGAUGAGUACUUGUUCAGUGAUGGGAAUAAAUGGGAUGAGCUCAAAUCAAUAGUUGACUUAGCAACAGAUCCAUCUAUUAGUUACAGAUGUAGAUAAAAAAAAAUAUAAAAAAAGGUGAGCUUAGCGUACGCAGAGUUUUACGUAAGUGGUAUUGACCUAUUAUCACAAGUCUUCUUAUAAGCAGGUUUAGGAUACAUAUUUGGUGCUGUAAUGGUUCCAAAAUUUUUAUUCCUGCCCGUAUAAUAUACUGUGAUGGCUCCAAAA